AUGGCUGCUACAAUAUCUACAGGAGCGACAGAGCUCCGCGACAUCACGAAAAUGGAGCGCAUUGGUGCUCACUCGCACAUUCGCGGGUUGGGGCUCGAUGACAGGUUAGAGCCCCGCGCAAACUCUCAGGGCAUGGUCGGCCAAGCCAAGGCUCGCAAAGCAGCGGGCAUGAUCCUCAAAAUGGUGCAGGAGGGCAGAAUAGCGGGACGGGCCAUGCUGUUCGCAGGCCCACCUUCGACUGGGAAGACGGCCAUUGCGUUGGGCAUGGCGCAGACAUUAGGCGCAGACGUCCCAUUCACUAUGAUCGCUGCGAGCGAGGUGUUUUCUUUGUCAAUGUCCAAGACGGAGGCCCUCACUCAAGCUCUCCGGAGGAGCAUUGGUGUCCGUAUAAAGGAGGAGACCGAGAUUAUUGAGGGCGAAGUCGUCGAGAUGCAGAUUGACCGCAGUCUGACGGGGGCAACCAAAACUGGCAAGCUCACGAUCAAGACGACGGAUAUGGAGACUGUGUACGACCUCGGCACGAAGAUGAUCGACGCACUGUCGAAAGAGAAAGUGACUGCAGGAGAUGUCAUCGCUAUUGAUAAGACUUCCGGCAAGGUCUCAAAGCUCGGCCGAUCAUUCGCCAGGUCGAGGGAUUACGAUGCUAUGGGUGCAGAUACACGUUUCGUGCAAUGCCCGGAAGGCGAAGUGCAAAAACGAAAAGAAGUUGUCCAUACGGUCUCGCUCCAUGAAAUCGACGUUAUCAACAGCAGAACACAAGGAUUCCUCGCCCUCUUUGCUGGCGACACGGGCGAGAUCAAGCCAGAGCUUCGAGACCAGAUUAACACGAAGGUUGCGGAGUGGCGAGAGGAAGGGAAAGCCGAGAUCAUCCCCGGUGUGCUCUUUAUUGAUGAAGUGCACAUGCUCGACAUUGAAUGUUUCUCAUUCCUGAACCGCGCACUGGAAAAUGAACUCUCCCCUCUCGUCAUCAUGGCAUCCAACCGGGGAAUGGCGCGCAUACGCGGAACGAAAUUCCGCAGCCCGCACGGUCUUCCGGUCGACCUCCUCGACCGUGUUCUCAUCGUCAGCACCUCACCGUACUCGGACGAAGAGAUCGCGCAGAUAAUAAAAAUACGAUGUGAGGAGGAAGAUGUGAACCUGACCGAGGGUGCCUUGAUGGUGCUCACAAAAAUAGCGGGCGACAACACGCUCCGCUACGCACUCAAUCUAAUCUCGACCGCGCAGGUCAUCGCGCGUAAACGGAAGUCGGCCCAGGUCGAAGUCGAUGACGUUCGCAAGGUCUAUGGAUACUUCAUGGAUGAGAAGCGCAGCGUGCAGUGGCUGCGGGAGCAGCAGGGCUCACUGCUCUUCGAGGAGGUUGGCGGCGAGCCGAGGGGAGAUGCGAUGGACACAACUUGA
This is a messenger RNA of Rhodofomes roseus, 1398 nucleotides long. RefSeq names its product TIP49-domain-containing protein. Bases 1 to 1398 code for a protein of 465 amino acids. Gene Ontology annotation, molecular function: ATP binding; ATP hydrolysis activity; DNA helicase activity. The transcript has 8 exons. Gene Ontology annotation, cellular component: R2TP complex; NuA4 histone acetyltransferase complex; Ino80 complex. Gene Ontology annotation, biological process: chromatin remodeling; box C/D snoRNP assembly; regulation of transcription by RNA polymerase II. The record is from RefSeq and is a predicted model, not a curated record. NCBI's taxonomy places the organism in Eukaryota, Fungi, Basidiomycota, Agaricomycetes, Polyporales, Fomitopsidaceae.